CUAAUGGUUGCAGUACUCUAAUCCAAAUCUAGAUCUAGAUUCUAGAUUGAAUGUGAAAUUGAAUGUGAAAGUCUAAGCUUCCUUAAAAAAACGUCAGUAUCUGCAACUAAAUUCUGGGAGCAUGGCAUCAGUUUAUAGUCAAGGUAUUUUGGGUGUGAAGUCACCUGAAAAUUGUGGCUGUCAGGAGCUUUUAUCAAAAAUCACUCUUGUGCAUUAUGGCUGGCUUCGUAAAAAGUCCUUAAGAAAUAAAAUACAACUAAAUAUUUUUAAUUGGCCACAACUCUAUGUUGUUCUUGGAGAGAGGUGUCUGUACUAUUUCAGUAAUGAAAUGUCUAAAAAACCAAAAGGAGCUAUAUCUCUUUAUGGCUACAAUAGAAUUCUAAGAGCAUUGGAUAUAAAGUCACAAGAAGCUCCCUGGGCUUUUAAAGUAGAGCAUAUUCAGCCAGAUGUAAAAUCAAUAUAUUUUUCUGCCUCUUCUGAAAGGGAAAUGGUUACAUGGAUGAAAGCAAUCAAAGGUGAAAUGCUACUUGCUAACAAUAUUAGCUCAAGUAAUUACUCAUCUAAUCAACAAAGAGAUGUCAAAAGACCAUCUUCAGAUAAUGUGUCCUUAGCAUCAGAUAGUUCAUGGGGCUCUGCAGAUUACACAGACUUGGAAUCAGCAGUAUAUUCAAUGGCAAAAGAUGAAAGACGCUCUCUUUACUGGGACAGUGGUUCUUCAAAUGAUCAAAGCAAUCAAGGCUUUAAAAGAAAUGUGGUCUCAGAAUCUUACAGUACAGUUUCAGAGAAUAAAGCUGUGCCUGCCUUGCCAGUGAGAUCUCCUAUUAAAAAAGAUGAUGCUGUGUACAGCCUACAGAAAUUGCCACCAGAUUCAAAUUAUACAGAUUCUAAAGCUGAACGUUAUUGGCCAUCAGUUCAUUUUGAUGGUAGCAGAUCAAGUGCUGCUCAAAUUAUAGGUGACAUCGCAGAAAAUGGUGUGUACUUAGUAAGAAAAAGUGACGACAACUCACCUGUUGUGGUGGUUUAUGCUGAUGGUGAUUUAAAAAAGUUCAAGAUUGUAAACAAGAAUAAUGGAAAAUUAUCCAUCUCACCUAAUGAUGGCCCUGACUUUGAUGAUUUGGAGGAUCUUCUCUACUAUUAUUAUUUUAACGAUCUUCCAGGAAAAGCUGGAAAGCUUGUUACUCCAUUCAGUUUGCAUCCCACUUACAAUGUACAUAAAUAAUUAAUACUAUGAUAAUCUUUUCAUUUUUUAUAAGAUGUAUUUUCCAUUUUAUCACUUGGUGCUGAACUGUUGAAUUUAUUAAUUAGACUAGAAUAUAUUUUUGUAUUUCUGUUGCAGUUUUUUAUGCUAGUAAGCUUUUGUUUUAUACUAUGUCAUUUGGAUAUCUCAAUUGGGGCAGUGAUAUUUGAAGAACCCACCCCAAAAAGUUGGUGCUGUGUUACUAAUGCUGUUGAUGGCUGUCUGCUUGAAGUAAAAAUUUGAAAAAACCUUUCAUACUUUAUAAAAUUAUAUUAUUAAACAUACAAUAUAUUUUUUCAUUAUUCAAACAACUUCUGCAGACAUAAAUGAACAUGUAAAUAUAUUAAAUUAAGCUUAUACAUGCAAGUUACAUUUUAAGAUAUAUUUUUUUAAAUUAUAUUGUAAAAUAUAUGUGUACAGUUUAGUCAUUUCUUUAGUUUUGUAAAUCAAA
Messenger RNA from Physella acuta, 1688 nucleotides. RefSeq lists its product as uncharacterized. Gene Ontology annotation, molecular function: SH3 domain binding. Lineage: Eukaryota; Metazoa; Mollusca; Gastropoda; Physidae. The record is from RefSeq and is a predicted model, not a curated record. Gene Ontology annotation, biological process: signal transduction.